Hydatigera taeniaeformis is the source of this 279-nucleotide messenger RNA. The record is from the annotation of a GenBank genome assembly. NCBI's taxonomy places the organism in Eukaryota, Metazoa, Platyhelminthes, Cestoda, Cyclophyllidea, Taeniidae.
AUGCGCACUUGGAUUUUAUACGCUCUUGUGAUUGUUGCCCUCGUUGCCUGCUUCCAGCUGGCCGAGGCAAAGCCCGCAGUGACAAUAGACAGGGCGCCGCAUGACCUCGAUGUCAGUGGUGGAGGUAGCAAAGAAAUUGAAGGCAGACCCAAACGAAUGCGACCCAAGAAAGGUGGCAAGCAUGGUCGAGGCAGAGGAAAAUUGAACCAGCGUACGCACUUUUACGAUAGACCACGUUCUGUUGAGGAUGAUCGCAAACGUGGUAGGACUUUCGCGUGA